Molecule: messenger RNA, 765 nt
Organism: Caenorhabditis briggsae
Lineage: Eukaryota; Metazoa; Nematoda; Chromadorea; Rhabditida; Rhabditidae
Exons: 5
Coding region: 1-765 (254 amino acids)
Biological process (GO): carbohydrate metabolic process; chitin catabolic process
Cellular component (GO): extracellular region
Molecular function (GO): chitinase activity; chitin binding
Source: RefSeq, a predicted model, not a curated record
AUGUUGAAGAGUUUCAACCUGAAUGGCGUGGACAUUGACUGGGAGUUCCCGGUCUGGAGUCGAGAUGCCAAAAAAAUCGACAAAGCGAAUUUCGGAACAUUUUUAAGAAUACUAAGAUCCCAUUUACAAAACUCCGGGUUCAAAUUAUCAGUAGCCGUUUCGGGACCACCCACGAUUUCGAGAGUUGCCUAUGAUGUAGAGGCUCUGGCAAAGUACGCAGACAUGGUGCAAAUUAUGAACUACGAUUUCCACGUAUUCAAUAGGUACAGUAAUCCGUUGGUGGGAUUCAACGCCCCCUUACAUCCUAUGAGAGCGGAGAUUUCAGUACUGGGAGAAAUGAAUUCGGAGUCUUCUAUGAAAACCUGGCUGGACCUUGGUCUUCCAAAAAACAUCUCAUAUUUCGGAAUACCUACGUAUGCCCGUGCCUAUCAACUUCUAACUCAUUACCUCCAUAAACCCUACUCCCCAGCGAUUAGAAGUCGUCCGGAAAUCACAAAUUAUUGGGAUGUUUGUAUUUUUUCAAAAUCUGGAUAUUAUACAAAUGUAUGGAAUCAUAAUGCACAAGCUCCUUAUUUAUAUGGCAAGGACGGUUUAUGGAUUUCCUAUGAAAACCAACAAAGUAUUCUGGCAAAAAUGGCGUUUGCCAGGAAAUGGGGAGUGGGUGGAGUCAUGGUUUACGCUGUCGGAAGUGAUGAUUAUCACGGAAAAUGUGGAUAUGGACGGUAUCCAUUAUUGACGAAGAUUUCGAAAUUGGCGAGGAAUUAG